AUUUCUCACGGGUAGUCAACUCUCCCACUCUUCGCUGUGCUUUUUUUUGCUUCACCACCAUCACCCACUCGAACUCGGCGUUGUGCGGUUUCGACGGGCUUCGGUGGGCAACACGGCGUCAUUUGUAGUUUUCGAUCGUUCGGCGUCGUUACGGAUUGUUCGAUCAUCGAAGUUGAAUGAGUGCAACCGACUAGUUUUUUGUUUUCGCCAACCGCCAGUUCCCAGCAGUGUGUCUAGCGAAGCACAAGAAUCAAGUGUUUGUUAGUGAAAGUUCUGGAAUGCUAUAAAGUGUACACCGAAGCAAUCAGUUCAGCUAACACAAGUUUGUUGGCGUUCUGUGAAGCAAGCGAAACACCGUCGUCGGUGUUCGGUGUCCGAUAGUACUGCGUCGAGUACUGUGUCUUGGGUGUUGCAACACAGCAUCGCUCGGCCCACUUAUCACGACCCACUACCAGAAACCGGGAGACCACAAGUAGCAGCAGCAGCAGCGGCAGCAAAAAAGGGCACAACGAAAUCGAAAGGUGUCCAUCAAAGGAGAAAGUCAACUCGCUGCCGACAGUUACACAAUAGCGUCAUCGCCUUUCGUUGUCGCCAUAGUUACUCGAAGGAGGAGGAGGAGGUGGAGCAUUAUCUCACCGUACCAGCGCACGUGAAGCACAGCACAGUAACCUUUUGCCAUCCCGGAGAACCACUUUGUUCGUUCCGUUGCGAACCGGCUUGACAGUUUCGUUCUGUGCCGGCACAGGUUCUGUGAUCUUCCUUUUUUUCGAAAGCUCCUCGUCGAAACACACACACACAGCUACAAAAUGCAAAAGACCACUGGCAAGCAGGUCAGCAGUCGCAGCGCCGUGAACGUAUGCUGGCUGGUCGGGCUGGGGCUGGUCUGGCUGGUGGCGGUGGCGCUGUCCGGCAGUACCUGUGCCGCCGAAGCGACCACCGCCCGGACGCAGGUCUCGGACGAAGCACUCGACAAAGCGCUCAGCGACAAGCGGUACCUGAUGCGCCAGCUAAAGUGUGCCCUCGGCGAGGUAGCGUGCGAUCCGGUGGGAAAGCGCCUCAAGAGCUUGGCACCGUUCGUGCUUCGCGGCGCUUGUCCACAGUGUACGCCGGCCGAGAUGAACCAGAUCAAGAAAACGUUAGCUCAUUUGCAGCGAAACUUCCCGUCCGAAUGGAACAAGCUGGUGCAGACGUAUGCUGGCUGAAAAGGGGAAGCUGGUGGAGGACGUUUUCUUCUGCCGUGUGAGUGUGAUAGGAAGAGGCAGAGUCCGCCGGAGGUUUGGUUUGGAAUGGGAGGGAUUUGCGAUAAAGUAUUUUAGGAUGUAUCGAGUAAACGCUGCAAACAGUAUGUGGCAUUGUAGUAGUGUAAGGUGCUCUAGAGGUGUAUGUACAAACUCGAAAGGACGAAUGGUUGGUAGAAUGUACGAAAAUAUAUGAAAAAAAAACAAACAAACAAA
Molecule: messenger RNA, 1454 nt
Organism: Anopheles gambiae (African malaria mosquito)
Lineage: Eukaryota; Metazoa; Arthropoda; Insecta; Diptera; Culicidae
Product: putative odorant-binding protein A10
Exons: 3
Coding region: 807-1202 (131 amino acids)
Source: RefSeq, a predicted model, not a curated record